AUGUGCCCGGUGCGCGCUGCCCCGUACGUCAUCACCGUCGAAGCGCAGUUCGGCGCGGCGCCUCCGCUCGCCUCCGAUCAUCUGGCAGUCGUCAUCGGACGCGACGACGAUUCCGCCUAUCGACUCGGCGCGGUCUCGCCCGGAACCACCCAAGGUCAGCUCGUCGUCCUGCGGUCCACCGGUGACCUGGAAUUGCGCAGCAUUCCGGAGGGCAACGCACUCUCCAUUUUGCAGUCGUCCGUGGCCGGGAACCAAACCAGUCGUCGGGUCAAUGGC
This is a messenger RNA of Mesorhabditis spiculigera, 276 nucleotides long. The record is from the annotation of a GenBank genome assembly. Lineage: Eukaryota; Metazoa; Nematoda; Chromadorea; Rhabditida; Rhabditidae.